Molecule: messenger RNA, 911 nt
Organism: Arabidopsis thaliana (thale cress)
Lineage: Eukaryota; Viridiplantae; Streptophyta; Magnoliopsida; Brassicales; Brassicaceae
Product: F-box only protein
Exons: 2
Coding region: 232-483 (83 amino acids)
Source: RefSeq, marked reviewed
CACUAUCAGAAAAAUGAGGCCAAGUUAUAAAAAUAAAAAUAAAAACUAAACCCAAUAAGCCCAUUAAGGCCCAUAAGUCAAUACAGCAAAAACAGCUCAUCUUUGCUAAAACGUAGAUUACUGAUUUAAUCUACCGGAAUCGAAAGGCAAUACCAAACUUCCGGUGAACCGGAAUCGGAUCCAUUUGACUUGCCGUAGAAAUUAGGAAAUUGAUUACAGUGUUCUUCGAGAAUGGAGAAGAAGGAGAUGGAGAAGUUGUGCCAAAGGUGCAAACAAAGCUACACAGAUCUUUCAAACGAAACUUCCUCUUGCCGUUUUCAUCCUUCCUUCUUCGUUUGUCGUCGUCACGAUGACCAGAAAAGGUACUAUGAAUUGAAACCAGAUGAUCCACCGUAUGCUGCCAAGUUCUAUGAUUGUUGCGGGGCAGAGGAUCCUAAUGCACCAGGUUGUGUCACAAACCCUCACAUUUCAUAUGAUGACUGAUGUAUGAGUGAGAGCUCUCAUAAGCCUUUUUUUUUCCAUAAAAACAUCAUGUAAAUAAUCUUAAAUUAUUGUAGCCUUCUUAGGAGUAAAAGACUUAGCUUGUGAUCUCUCUGCUGGGUACUGUCUUGAACCACUUCUUGCAUUGCACACAGCUACAGAGUGAGCUGUUGUGUUACAGCUUUUGUCGGUUUUGUGAAUAGGAGUGUCAGAAUCAUUUGACGUGAGAAAAUUCCGGAACGACUAACGAUUUUAUGUUUAUUUGUAAGGAAUGUUCUUGUUUCUAUGGUUGCUUUAAAAAGAGUCAAAACUUUAUAUUCUUUUUAUGAACACCAACAACAAAAAUCUAAAUCAGACAUAUAGGUUAAUUAACUAAUGCAAGUAAAUGUGGAAAAAUUUACAAAACAAAUUUCAGAAGAUCUAGAAGUAAU